Messenger RNA from Arvicola amphibius (Eurasian water vole), 2831 nucleotides. RefSeq names its product aminoacylase 3 (gene Acy3). The record is from RefSeq and is a predicted model, not a curated record. NCBI's taxonomy places the organism in Eukaryota, Metazoa, Chordata, Mammalia, Rodentia, Cricetidae. Bases 1823 to 2686 code for a protein of 287 amino acids. The transcript is spliced from 8 exons. Gene Ontology annotation, molecular function: hydrolase activity, acting on ester bonds; aminoacylase activity.
UUCUGAGUCCCUGCAGCAGUCAGCAGCACCCUUCAGCUGGGUGGCCUUCAGACUGAACACCAAGGCAUUGGGCUGGAGCACAACGCGGUGGGGGGUGUGGCUGGGAAGGAGGCUCAUCCCCCUCCAACCACCUCCCCUCCCUACAGGGGAAGGACUCAGGGAACAGUGCCUAGGAACUGUGGCAGAAGGGUCGGUGACCCUCUGCAGAGGCCUUACGGAGGUCUCUGCCAUCCCUCAGCUGAGGCCUGAGUGCUCAGGACCACAGUUCACCGACUCCAGCUCCCCGCCAAAGGACAGCGGCCCUGGUGAGUACAAAGGUGAACAGGGUGGGGGAGGGUCAAAGGGCAGGCUCGGGCCCCCUGAGUCAGCUUUGAGGAAAGUUAGCACAGAGGACCCUUGCCACCAAGAAGCCCCAAACUAUCUGGUCAGCUUGGACCUAUGGCAGGAGCAAUCUUAGAGGGAAGGCAUCCUGGGACACAGGUGCCCCGGCACGGACAGUCGGCAGACAGAUGUAAUCGGCUGCACGCGGCAUGGUUCACGGCCUCCAUCUUGUCUCUCUCCUCAGAGACCUCCGAACAGUUGAGCCCAGUGGGAGGGACAGCCCUGUGUCAGGGAACAAGGACUUCUCCUUUGCCCUUCCCCAGGACCCCGCAGGGACAGCAGGGAGCGGAAAGGGCCCAGACCCUGCCUUCCAGGCCCAACUGUCCCCAGUGCUCAGUGCACCCGUAGCUACUCUGCCUAAACCUCAGUUUCCACAUCUGUAAACUGGGUCUAAGGGUUUGUCCCCACAGCAGAGCAAACAAAUCCAUUUUGAUCACAGCGCCCUUGAAGACCACAAAAACUAGGCAAGACAUUUUGCAAUUUUGUUUGAAGCAUCAAUGAGCUGUAAGAUUUGAACCCCAUGGGUCACAGCCUUAAGGAAGUGGGGAGAGCUGCAGGGACAGAGGGAAGGUGGAGGGAAGGGGAGUUCUUUUCUGGUGGCCCUCAAGGUACAAGGCUGAUGCGGCUACAAACAAGUCACAACCCGCUGCUGUCUGCCUUAAGUAGCGGCAAGGGAAGCACCUUUCUGGGUGGAUCUGGCUCCAGGCAGGCCUGUCCACCCACGUGGGACCAGGCCCUGGACUACCUUGCCAGUCAGCAAAGCCAAAUCCUCUCUGAGGACUGGGAAUCAUCGUUCCAGGUCAGGAAUCUCAGCAGUUAAUUUUCCAAGGGUUAAGUGCAGCUUUCAGCAGGAGUCCUCAGAGGCCCUGGCACAUAGAACUGUCCCUGUUCCCGGAGGAGGAGCAGAGUGCAAGGACAGGAACUGGCCCCAGGGGAUCUGGACCCAGUAGGCUGUGGCGGGUGAGGGCAGGUGGAGCUUAUAGGAGGUGGGGGUGGGGCUCUAAGAACUUUGGCUGCCUGGCUCUCUGCCCAGCCACCCGCCCCCAGUUCUCCACUAACUGGGCACAAAUGCUUCCUGCCUGGGCCCUCCAAGCCUGUAAAUACAGCGGAGUAGGAGUGGACACAUCAGGCCUGUGCCUAGUGAAGCCCAGCCACGUCCCAGCAGGUGAAGGGACCUUCCUUCUAAAGACAUCAAGAAAAACUGUCUCCUCUGAGAGAAAAGUGGAGAGCGCAACACACCCUCCAAGAAAAUUCCAGAAGCAGGACUGAGGUUCCAAGUGGAACAAAAGUUUAGCUGAAAGUGUCCUUGAACUUGGCUUCCGGGUACAGGUGGAAGACAGCCGACACUACCGCCCAGCAACCUCUUCACGAGCAGCCCUCUGCCUCAGACUCCGCAGGGCCUGGGAGUUCUGUGUCUGGUGAACUCCUGCCCCACACCAGGAUGUGCUCCCUGCCUGUGUCCCGGCAGCCCCUGCGCCGAGUGGCUGUGACUGGGGGCACACACGGAAAUGAGAUGUGUGGUGUCUACCUGGCCAAACACUGGCUGCAGGCUCCAGGGGAGCUGCAGAGACCCAGCUUCUCAGCCAUGCCAGUGCUGGCUAACCCAGCAGCCACAGCUGCCUGUCGCCGUUACGUGGGCCGCGAUCUCAACCGCACUUGCACCCUCACCUUCCUCAAUUCCACAGCCACUCCUGAUGACCCAUAUGAGGUGACAAGAGCCCGAGAGCUGAACCAGCUACUGGGUCCCAAGGGCACAGACCAGGCUUUCGACUUUAUCCUGGACCUGCACAACACCACGGCCAACACUGGGGUCUGCCUCAUCUCUGAAGCCUCCCACAGCUCCUUCAACCUACACCUGUGCCACUACCUACAGCUGCAGAACCCGGGGCUGCCCUGCCGCCUCUUGCAGUACGAGCCACCUGGGAUGGAGACCUACAGUGUGGAAUCUGUGUCCAAGAAUGGAAUCGGUCUGGAGCUGGGCCCCCAGCCUCAGGGCGUGCUGCGCGCUGACCUGUUCUCACAGAUGAGAACUCUGGUGGCCUCCACUCUGGACUUCAUUGAACUCUUCAACCAAGGCAAGGCCUUUCCCGCCUUUGAGAUAGACAUCUACAGGAUCCUGGGUAGGGUGGACUUCCCGCGCACCGUGGACGGCGACCUGGCUGGUACUGUGCACCCUCAGCUCCAGAUGGAGCCCCGCCUCGUACCUGGCAUUUGGAGCGGCACAAAUCUUCACUCUUGGGGUGGAAGGAGGCCCCUGGGUGGCUGUUUAACUGAAGAACAUUGGGGACCAGACAUAGUCACCUGAUUGGAAGUGACCAUGACUUUGAGCCACUGAGGCCCGGUGAACCCAUCUUCAAGCUGUUCAGUGGUGAGGAUGUGCUGUACGAGGGGAACUCCACUGUGUACCCUGUGUUCAUCAAUGAGGCUGCCUACUACGAGAAACACGUGGC